UUGACAAGGCACCGAUGGGGAACUAUUCGUGCCACGACUGGAGCCUCUUUUGGUUCGAGCCGCAAGUCUAUGGCUAUGACAAACACUAUAUUAUAUACGUUCGGCGGAACGGAAAUGUAAUAUUAAAUUGUGAUGGAGGCGUCUACGAAUUUGGUGGCAAAACGGGAAUGACAUUCGACAACUGCCAGUGGUACAACACAACGAACAAUGAGAAGUCCGUCCACUUUCUGAACGUGGCCAACCCGUGCUCUUCAGCGGUGUUGUCAUUCACCAACGCUUUGGAAAAACUACAAUGUCGGAAUUCAAGGCGUGGGGCUUAUAAGUUUACGGUUUAUUUUGACCUUUAUUUAGCCGACGAGUUGUUACACUGGAAGGAAAUUCCCCACACGAGAUUGACACAAAAAGAGGCUAUAUUCCAUUGUGAGGCCAAUGCCUCAACCCCACGUGCCUGCGGUAAAUGGUUCAUACAUGACCGGAAGUUCGAAGAACUCGAGGAUAAGCGUGGCUGCAUGGAAGUAGAAGGGACGCUGCAUUGUCCCAUCAACCAGUAUAUGGAUCUCUUGCCAGUCAAGUGUGUAGUCAGUAACAAUUUCGCUUCUUUGCAAUAUACGUUCGCUCGGGAGUCUCUGGAGAUGGCGGGUAUCAUCGGUGGCCCUGCAAUGUCAAACAGUUCCUUAAACGCUACGAAUAGCACGGACACGAAUGCCACAGAGAAUGGGAAUUUCGGCAGCAACAUGGGCUUCCCCGAACCACGCCUGAACCCCCCAAGUACGGCACAUCACAACGAAAUUAAAGUGGGGAUCUCCCGGCUGGAAAGGUCACCAGUGCAGCUCACAUACACAUUCAAGCGCAAAUGCUGCAGGAAACGCUGCCCAAGACGUUCCCCAACGGCAAGCAAAGCCGGAGAAAGGUCACCUUCCAUUUGGAGGUCUUAUAUCUACCUUUUCGGCGAUAUCAAGCAGCUGCCUCCUGUGCUGGAUCGCCAACUUUAUGGCGAUGGCUUCAAAAGCGAAAUGGCCGAUCAUGGGCAGCUAAUUUACAGAAACGCCUUUACCAAAGCCUUCGUCUUCACGACCUCCCAACGGCAACGCGGAGACGAUCCCGAGCAACAAAAUUUCAGGGAUGCAUUAGACAGACUGAGUGUUGGAGAGUCAACGAUUGAAGACUACGAAAAAAUGAUUUCACGAAAUUAUGGACUGCUUCCCGACGAAGAACGGGAAUCAUUUAAGACUGCUAUUCGGUUGUUUACUGAGCGGGAACCGGCAUGUCAGUAUAAUAUAAAGGCCCUGACGGAUCUACGGAUGCCAGUUGCAAAAAUCAAGGCUAAACAUAACAAUCAAACAGCCGCCCGAGGAAAUGACCAGCAGGCAAUGGGGCUGGAACCGGCACUUUACCUGUCGCGCGGGUCAAGGGUUAUGCUCAAACGAAACCUAUGGACGGAUAAAGGACUCGUAAACGGAUCCUUGGGUUUUGUGCGUGAAAUUAUUUAUGCGCCUGGAACAUCUCCAGAUGACGCGAUGCCGUUGGCUGUUCUUGUCGAAUUCGACAAGUAUAAGGGGCCAACGUUUGCUAGCAACUGUGUGCCCAUCUGUCCGAUCACUUCCGAAUGGACGGAGAAUGGACAGAAGUGUUGUUAUAAAGAGAGCUCGACGUUGUUUUGUCGGGACACAACGAUAUUAUCCGCCAAUGGCGUCCAACAGGGCGAUCCCCUCGGUCCGUUGCUGUUCUGCCUGGGAUCUAGCAAAUUGACCAGAAGUCUCCGCGCUGAUCUCAAUGUUUGGUAUCUGGACGACGGGACGGAAGGAGGUGACCCAGAAAUUGUUUUUGAAGAUUUGAUCACUGUGCAAAACGAAGCCUCCAAACUCGGCCUGGAACUUAAUUUUGCCAAGUGCGAGCUGUAUGUGUACGGCGGUUCCGAAGAAGAACGACUGAGGAUCUUUGAUCGUUUUAAUGCGGUUGCACCCGGAAUUCAACUGGUAACCCCAGAGACACUCGAACUGCUUGGCGCUCCUCUCACUGACUGGUCUAUUGAACGUGUCCUGGACUGUGAAAUUAGUCAAGUUAAGAAACUGACUGAAUCUUUGGGUGUUUUGCCGGCACAUCAGUCUCUAUUCUUACUCAGAAACAGCAUGUCCCUGCCACGUCUCAUGUACAUUCUCAGAGCGACGCCCUGCCACAAAUACCCAGAGAAGCUCAGAGAAUUUGACGAUGUGAUAAAGUCCAAGGCCGAGGAAAUCACAAGCGUCAAGAUGGACGAUGUUACAUACAGGCAAGCUUCUCUUCCGGUGAAAUCAGGUGGGCUAGGUUUACCGAAAGCGGAAGAAAUUAUAGCCCCAGCACAACUGUCUUCACUUUAUGCGACUGACGAGCUGGUCAGUAGUAUUGUGCCCGAGGACUGCCCUGAUGACCGGAUCGAAGUCGAGUUUCGCUGGAAAGAAUUAACUGGAAAAUCAGCCUCUGCUAAAGAAGACCGAAGCAAUCAACGCCUGUGGUCGGACAUGCUGACUAUCAGGAAGCUGGAAGCCUUAAAGGAGGAUGCCGACGUUAUCGCCUCUGCUCGCUUGUUGGCCGCCUCUACUAAGAAUGCUAGUGCCUGGUUGUUUGCUUUGCCGGUUGCUAGCCUUGGCACACUGUUGGACGACGAUGUGGUACGAAUUAGGUUUAGGUUUAUUGUUUAA
Messenger RNA from Paramacrobiotus metropolitanus, 2678 nucleotides. RefSeq lists its product as uncharacterized. The transcript has 7 exons. NCBI's taxonomy places the organism in Eukaryota, Metazoa, Tardigrada, Eutardigrada, Parachela, Macrobiotidae. The coding region runs from base 15 to 2678 and encodes 887 amino acids. The record is from RefSeq and is a predicted model, not a curated record.